This is a messenger RNA of Myotis lucifugus (little brown bat), 5897 nucleotides long. It is a transcript of the gene NFATC2, whose product is annotated as nuclear factor of activated T cells 2. Gene Ontology annotation, biological process: calcineurin-NFAT signaling cascade; cytokine production; regulation of transcription by RNA polymerase II. The record is from RefSeq and is a predicted model, not a curated record. Gene Ontology annotation, cellular component: transcription regulator complex. Lineage: Eukaryota; Metazoa; Chordata; Mammalia; Chiroptera; Vespertilionidae. Gene Ontology annotation, molecular function: RNA polymerase II cis-regulatory region sequence-specific DNA binding; DNA-binding transcription factor activity, RNA polymerase II-specific; transcription factor binding.
CCGAGCCGCGCCGACUCCAACGCGCCGGGAGCCGGAGCCGGGAGCCGGGAGCCGGGAGCGGGAGCGGAGGCGCGCAGCUCCCGGGCCGCUCACAGGCUCCUCGGCCAGGGCACCCCGCGAGCAUGCUUUAGAGGACGGCGCCCCCUUGGCUCCUGGUCUCGAAAAACAGAGCCCCUCUCACACCGCGCGCCAAGCCCCCAUCCCUUCCAGAUGCAGAGAGAGGCUGCGUUCAAGCCGGGGCACUGCCAUCCCCUCCGCAUCAUGGGGUCUGUGGACCAAGAAGAACCGAAUGCACAUAAGGUCGCCAGCCCACACUCCGGACUUGCAUACCAUGAUGAUGUCCUGGACUAUGGCCUCAAGCCAUACAACCCCCUCGCCAGUCUCUCUGGCGAGUCCCCCGGCCGAUUCGGAGAGCCGGAUAGGAUAGGGCCCCAGAACUUUCUGAGCCCGGCCAAGCGCGGGGCCUCGGGCCUGAGCCCUCGGAUCGAGAUCACUCCGUCCCACGAACUGAUGCAGGCAGGGGGGGGCCUCCGCAUGAGAGACACUGGCCUCCUGGGGGAGCAGGCGCCCCUGGCGGGGGCGGCCGCCAGCCCGAGGUUCACCCUGCCCGUGCCCGGCUUCGAGGGCUACCGCGAGCAGCCGCUUUGCUUGAGCCCCGCUAGCAGCGGCUCCUCUGCCAGCUUCAUUUCCGACACCUUCUCCCCCUACACCUCGCCCUGCGUCUCGCCCAAUAACGGCGGGCCCGACGACCUGUGUCCCCAGUUUCAAAACAUCCCUGCUCAUUAUUCCCCCAGAACCUCGCCAAUAAUGUCACCUCGAACCAGCCUCGCUGAGGACAGCUGCCUGGGCCGCCACUCGCCCGUGCCCCGUCCGGCCUCCCGCUCCUCGUCGCCUGGUGCCAAGCGGAGGCAUUCGUGUGCUGGGGCCUUGGUUGCCCCGCUGCCCGGAGCCUCACCCCAGCACUCCCGCAGCCCCUCACCGCAGCCCCAGGACGACGGCGCCCCCGCUGGGUACCCCCCAACGGCUGGCUCUGCCGUCCUCAUGGAUGCUCUGAACAGCCUCGCCCCGGACUCGCCUUGUGGGAUCCCCCCCAAGAUGUGGAAGACCAGCCCGGACCCGUCACCAGUGUCUGCCGCCCAGCCCAAGGCCAGCCUGCCCCGCCACAUCUACCCGGCCAUGGAGUUCCUGGGGCCCUGCGAGCAGGAGGAGAGGAGGAACUCGGCCCCCGAGUCCAUCUUGCUGAUGCCCCCGACGUGGCCCAAGCCGCUGGUGCCCGCUAUUCCCAUCUGCAGUAUCCCAGUGACUGCAUCCCUUCCUCCACUUGAAUGGCCACUCUCCCACCAGUCAGGCUCCUAUGAGCUUCGGAUUGAGGUGCAGCCCAAACCACAUCACCGGGCCCACUAUGAGACAGAAGGCAGCCGAGGGGCUGUCAAAGCUCCAACUGGUGGCCACCCUGUGGUUCAGCUGCACGGCUACAUGGAAAACAAGCCGCUGGGGCUUCAGAUCUUCAUCGGGACGGCUGACGAGCGGAUCCUUAAGCCCCACGCCUUCUACCAGGUGCACCGGAUCACGGGAAAAACCGUCACCACCACCAGCUACGAGAAGAUUGUCGGCAACACCAAAGUCCUGGAGAUCCCGCUGGAGCCAAAAAACAACAUGAGGGCGACCAUCGACUGUGCGGGCAUCCUGAAGCUGAGGAACGCUGACAUUGAGCUGCGCAAAGGCGAGACGGACAUCGGCAGGAAGAACACGCGGGUGAGGCUGGUGUUCCGGGUGCACAUUCCCGAGGCCAGUGGGAGGAUCGUCUCCCUGCAGACCGCGUCGAACCCCAUCGAGUGCUCCCAGCGAUCCGCCCACGAGCUGCCCAUGGUGGAGAGACAAGACAUCGACAGCUGCCUGGUGUAUGGGGGCCAGCAGAUGAUUCUCACGGGCCAGAACUUCACGGCCGAGUCCAAGGUCGUGUUCACGGAGAAGACCACAGAUGGGCAGCAGAUCUGGGAGAUGGAGGCCACCGUGGAUAAAGACAAGAGCCAGCCUAACAUGCUUUUUGUUGAGAUCCCCGAGUACCGGAACAAGCACGUCCGCACGUCGGUGAAGGUGAACUUCUACGUCAUCAACGGGAAGAGAAAACGAAGUCAGCCUCAGCACUUUACCUACCACCCAGUCCCAGCCAUCAAGACAGAGCCCACGGAUGAAUAUGACCCCACCUUGAUCUGCAGUCCCGCCCACGGGGGCCUGGGGAGCCAGCCUUACUACCCACAGCACCCCAGGGUGGCCGAGUCCCCCUCCUGCCUCGUGGCCACCAUGGCUCCCUGCCAGCAAUUCCGCUCAGGGCUCUCAUCCCCAGAUGCCCGCUACCAGCAGCAGAACCCAGCGGCUGUCCUGUACCAACGGAGCAAGAGCCUGAGCCCCAGCCUGCUGGGCUACCAGCAGCCAGCCCUCAUGGCCACACCCCUGUCCCUCGAUGCCCACCGCUCCGUGCUGGUGCAUGCCGGCUCCCAGGGCCAAAGCCCAGCCCUGCUGCACUCCUCUCCCGCCAACCAGCAGGCCUCUCCGGUGAUCCACUACUCACCUACCAACCAGCAGCUGCGCUGCGGGAGCAACCAGGAGUUCCAGCACAUCAUGUACUGCGAGAAUUUCGCACCCGGCACGGCCAGACCCGGCCCACCCCCCGUCAGUCAAGGUCAGAGGCUGAGCCCGGGGUCCUACCCCACGGUCAUUCAGCAGCAGAAUGCCACAAGCCAAAGAGCCGCCAAAAACGGACCCCCGGUCAGUGACCAAAAGGAAGUAUUACCUGCAGGAGUGACAAUUAAACAGGAACAGAACUUGGAUCAGACCUACUUGGAUGACGUUAAUGAAAUCAUCAGGAAGGAGUUUUCAGGACCUCCCACCAGAAAUCAGACGUAGAAGCCGCCAUUAGCAAGACACCUUCCGUACCUGUCCCCUCGGAGCCCUCCACGCCCUCCCGUCUUCCUGACGGUCUCCGCCCGCCCGGAGUCCCACGUGGGCAGCGCUCCUCGGGGCAGGCAGCCGACUCGUCCAGGAGCUCGCCACCUCUCCGGAAACACAGCGAGGACGCUCUGCCUUUUGAUUUUGUUUUUUUCUCAAAUCCCAAAGAGCAUCUCGGUGGACUUUAAUGGUGUCCCGUCCAAACCUGAAGUGCCUGCUGACCAAAACCAAAUUCUGAUCAAGACAGCCCGCCAGACCGCACCUGAGAGCGGGUGACGGCACGGCUGGUGGGGGAUGGAAGACGCAGCCCUGUGGUUAAACCCCGUCCUCCACUCAUUUCCCAGCUCCGCACCUUCCGGAAGAGAGGCGUUCCCAAACAGAACAGGCAAAGGAACGUGGCCCAAGCGUCCAGCUCACGGCCUGGAGAAACAGAGGCCAGCCGUCGUCCUUAGGGCCACCCGGGCAUGCCACAGCGGGGCCACGGCUAACACGUAUUCUUAAAUUCUCAUCCGGAAGCAAAACUGUCUGGCCCCUACAAGAUCCCCCGUUAGAACUUCCUGGAGUUAAGUUAUGACAUGUAUGCUUUUUCCCUGCUUCAUGAGGCUGGCCGAGGUGGCUGGAGGUGGCGCCGCCCUGGCCAGCAGCUCCCACCCUGCAGCGCGCCCCAGACUGGAGGUGACCCCGGCUGCAGAGUGAGCGCCCUGGCUGCAGCCCCAACCUAACGGCUCGGCGACGUCCCCGUGCUUCUUCCUAACAGCCAGAGUGCUUUCCCAUCAAGGCGUUACGAGACUCCCACGCAUGUGCAUUGCAUUUUCAGAAGGAAUGGCACAGGGCUAAAGCAACCCCCCUUCCCCCCUAAAAAAAGCACAGGUAUUUUUGUGAAGCGGUUGUGAAAAGAGGCAGUUGGCAGGCCUGAGUGAGUGGGCUCCCCAUAGCAGGGGGAAAGGGCUGAAUUCCCUCUUUCUGGCCUAGACUCCAAGUGGGACACACAAGCUCAGGAUCUGGCCCUGAAGGUCAUGGGUUAUUUUGACCUGAACCUAUUGAAAGCCCCGCUCGGCCCCAAAGACCUUUCUGCACAGCUGCCUCCUCCAGCACAGGACUCAUCUGAGUAGGGCAGGCCCACCCACGGUGCACCCUUAGGUAUGCGUGGCCCCGCCCCCUCGUUUCUCUCCCCUGAGCACAUCCAGGGUCCUCCAGCACCUCCCUCCUUUGGUGCAAUUUUGCCAACAAAACUCUCAAAGUUCUUAGCAGGUGAGUUUUUGUCACAAAGAUGUAUUUUGUUUGCAUUUCCUGCAGACACCCAGGACGCGCCGGGGAUUCAUUCUCAGCCACUCGGUGGCUUCCCUAGUAACUGACAGUGAGUGUAUGCCUGGCGCUCUGCGAGAGGCUGUGCUCCAGAGAUUUCCGAUCAAGUCUGCUAGGUAGAGGGGAUCACGGCAGGUGGGGGUCCCCUGUGGGUUUUCUCAGUGCUGGCUUUCUCAUCGAGGUUCCCCAGAGGUCACACCUCCCCGGGAGCCGGGCCCGGAGUGCAGGACUUGGUGCCCGUGGCCCGGUGUGUUUGGUGCCCCAGAGGGAGGACAGAAUGCCCAGGUUGGGCCUUUGCACCCUCCUGUCUAUCACCUUUUGCUCAAGAUAACCUUUGACCCCAAGGGCAGAGGCCCACGCCUCCACCCACCCAAGCACAAAGUUUAGCAAAAAUCCUUUGAAAUAGACAGAAUGCCAGUAAGAAGGCGACCGCUGCUGCAAAGCUUCGGGGAUGCAGAAUUCUUCCUCAUAGAGAUCCUUCCACAAGCAGCUCUACCCAAAGACCUUUCUCACCAGCAACGCUGACUUCACCGGGAAGAGUUCGAGUGUGCGGUGACUGACGUCCUCUCGCGGACCUGGCCAGGAGCCACUUCUUUUGCACAUGAGGAAAUUUGGCCUUUCCUCAGCUAUCUGAAUGUCUUACCCAAGUGCCUUCCUGCUAUUGUAGCAAAGUCGCUCAGCUUCCCUGAGCAUGGGGUGAAAAAGGACUAAUGUGUUUUCCAUCCAUCUUCUAACCAUGUGAGUGGCAAGGGCCUCCUGUGAGCUCAGACCCCUGUAUGUACACGUGUGUGUGUGUGUGUGUGUGUGUGUGUGUGUGAUACACACACAAACUCUCUUUUUCUAAGACAUCUUAGCUGGAUAUUAUAGGAAGCAUUUCCACAAAACAACGAUCCCAGACAGCAAAGGAAAGAGAAGCAAGGACGUUCGUUUUGAGACAUAAAUAGGCGAGCAAACAUGCUAUUAGGAGCCGACAGCUAUGGAGAAAGUUUUGUCAGUUACAGAUGCCGGAGGAAAUUUUGCCAAGAGUAAUUGCUCACGAACUACUUUCAGGAUGGGAAGAGGCCGCCGAGUCCUCUAAGAGAAGGAGAAAGCAGGGACGUCUACGUGGUGAAGGGGUGUGUGUUGCCCAUGUGUUAGAAGGACCUCGGUGAGGUGGACGUUUGCACUUGCUACUUUCAAGGUCAGUGCGACAGGUAGACUUCUAGCAGAGACCUACCGUGUUGCUGAAUGUAGUCUAUCUCCAAAGUUUGCCAGUCUUCCCGCGUUGUACAAAAAUACUGCUGCUUGAUAAUAUAUAAUAGCGAUCCAAAUUAAUUAGUAUGUCAUUAAAUUUUAUUUUCUUAUCUGUAUUUUUAUGCUUUUUAUCUGUCCUCAACAUAGUGCACCCCGGUUGGAAUUAGAAGAAUAUUUAUAAAUGGUCAGAAGUCUUUUUCCAGUGUAUCUUUUAACAUCUAUGUUGAUUUUCCCCCCUAAGAGAAAUGAUGUAUUCUUGAAAAGGUGUUAAUCAUUCCAGGAAACAAGACAAAACCCCACCUCAGAGGCUGUCAGUCACCUGUCUCCCAGACAGAAGCAUCUUCGGAGAGAGGGGGAGUGGCUUUGUGGCAGAAGGAACCACCUGUCUUGCUUGAGACCAACGCUGCCUG